AUGAGCUUCACUUCAAUUUUAAGAGAGAUCCAUAGGAAAAAGCAAUCCGAUGUAAUGAGAUAUCUUUUCAGACUCAGCAUUGUUGAAGCUCGUCAGAGGGACCCAGUGCAUCGCAAGGAAAGACCAUCGUUUCUGGAGAGAGCGCGCGUUCUGGGAUACAAGGCAAAGAAGGGAUACUGCAUCUAUAAUGUCAGGGUUAAGAAAGGAAACUAUCCUCGCUAUCUCAAGUAUAAUAACGGUAACACAAGGGGCAAGUGUGUCAAUGCGGGUCUCCAUGAAAUCAAGCCUGCGUUGAGAAAACAAGCCGAGGCAGAGAUACUUGUUGGAAAGACAUGUGCUAAUUUAAGAGUUCUUAAUUCAUAUUGGGUUGGACAGGACUACAUGUACAAGUAUUUUGAGGUUAUCUGUGUUGAUCCCAACCAGGAGUGCAUCCGUAAUGAUCCAAAGAUAAACUGGAUUUGCAAUGCUGUUCAGAAGCACAGAGAGUGCAGAGGCCUUACCUCUGCGUCAAAGAAGAGCAGAGGACUUGGCAAGGGACCCAAGUAUAACAAUACGAUAGGCGGAUCAAGAAGAGCAUGCUGGAGAAGGAACAACACUCUUUCACUUAAGAGAUACCGUUAA
Vittaforma corneae ATCC 50505 is the source of this 621-nucleotide messenger RNA. RefSeq lists its product as uncharacterized. NCBI's taxonomy places the organism in Eukaryota, Fungi, Microsporidia, Nosematidae. The coding region runs from base 1 to 621 and encodes 206 amino acids. The transcript has a single exon. The record is from RefSeq and is a predicted model, not a curated record. Gene Ontology annotation, biological process: cytoplasmic translation. Gene Ontology annotation, molecular function: structural constituent of ribosome; RNA binding. Gene Ontology annotation, cellular component: ribosome; cytosolic large ribosomal subunit.